UUUACAACAGAAAACCCGGCAGAGAGGAGCUGAACAGCCGCUGCCGCUGCUGCUUCUCCGGACUCGGCUUGUCCCGCCACGACUGAAGAGCGGGUAACCAGAUAUUCAAAAACAAGACGUCAUCCCACAAUCCCCCGCGCUCGCGCUCUCCUGACUGCAUUACCUCAUCCCACAAUCCACCGCGAGAGUAAGAAUCUUCUGGCUGGUUGUCAGGGAGACGCGGCUUAUCGUUUGAGAUAACUCCGCCUUAAGACACGCCCCCCAGCCAAUGGGAGAACGCCGUCAUGACAUCAUGGUUAUUUUUAGAGACGCACAAGCUGCUGAUAAGUUUUGCCUCCACGCCGCACAGCUUACAGUGUACACACGGGCAGGCGGAGGGAAAAGUUUCAUACUCUGAGACUCACAACAAGUUUGGAUGCGCUGACAGACGCUUUCUGAGCGGUUGAAGAAGUAGGUCCUCCGCGAAGUCGCAUUUGGGAUUUUUGAAAGACUUGGAAGCCUCUGUUUUCUUCAUUUUGAACCGAGAAGCGGCUGAAGAAACUUUGUUUUCCAGCUACACAAACUUUGAUUCAACUUCUAUGUAUACCAAGAUGGAAACUACUUUCUAUGACGACUCACUCAACGCUUUCUCCCAGCACGACAACCCCAGCUACGGAUACAGCAACUCCAAAGCGCUGAAACACAACAUGACAUUGAACCUCUCCGACCCGACGGGCUCCCUGAAACCACACCUCCGCGCCAAGGCCGGCGACCUCCUCACCUCGCCGGACGUGGGUCUGCUGAAGCUGGCCUCGCCGGAGCUGGAGCGGCUCAUCAUCCAGUCCAGCAACGGGCUCAUCACCACCACCCCGACUCCGACCCAGUUCCUCUGCCCCAAGAACGUCACUGACGAGCAGGAGGGCUUCGCGGAGGGGUUUGUCCGGGCGCUGGCGGAGCUGCACCACCAGCACAUGCCGGCUCCGACCACCUCCGCCCCCCAGACCAGCACUGCCCUGCCGCCGGUGUCCUCCGUGGCCGGGGCUGCCGUCUACAGCAACACCGCCACCAUGCGCUCCGACUCGCCGGUGUACGAGGACUUGAACACGUUCAACCCGGCCAUCAGCACAGUGUCGGCGCCAAACUACACAACUUCAGCCCCGACCAUGUCCUUCCCCGCUGCCCCGCCUCAGCUUCCCAUCUACGGCCAGCCGUCCGGCGCGCAGCUGCCGCGGCUCAGCGCGCUCAAAGAGGAGCCCCAGACCGUCCCCGAGAUGCCAGGGGAGACCCCCCCGCUCUCCCCGAUCGACAUGGAGAGCCAGGAGCGCAUCAAGGCGGAGAGGAAGCGCAUGAGGAACCGCAUCGCCGCCUCCAAGUGCCGGAAGAGGAAGCUGGAGCGGAUCUCCCGGCUGGAGGACAAGGUGAAGACCCUCAAGUCUCAGAACUCCGAGCUGGCGUCCACCGCCAACAUGCUGCGCGAGCAAGUGGCCCAGCUGAAGCAGAAGGUCAUGAACCACGUGAACAGCGGCUGCCAGCUCAUGUUAACGCAGCAGCUCCAGACCUUCUGAAGCGGCGGACAGCCGCGGGACUGAUGUUGGAAGACGGUGUGCUCUCCCGAAACCACGGCGGGGGUUUGGGACGAUGUGGCGCAACGCUGGCGGGACCGCGCGGGGGCUCCACGCGCUCCCUGAAAGAGGCGCGCGGGACAGUGACAGUAGCCAUGAACCAGAGAGGGCAACAAACAGGACAGUUUUCUUGAUUUAUGCUCUGCAUGGAGCUUCUUCCUCUCAACAAACGAGACGUUCACCAUUAGAGGAUUCAAGACUUUUCUUGCUGCAGCCAUAAGGGCCUCAAUUUUGGGCGUGUUUUCCACUUUACGCCUGGAAAGUAAUAACAAAUGCUGCCUGAGUUUCAGUACAAGUUUUCUUAUUGUAAGAAAUUAUACUAGAAAAGCUUCAAGAUCGACUUGGUUUUUUUCUAAAGCUGUUUAAUGGGGUUUCACUCAUUGUUGUUAUGUAUAUAAGAUCAACUUGGAGUACUUAUGUUUACUAUUUGUCAUAAGAAUACUGUAUAAUUUUUUUUAUUGUUUGUUUUCUGAGGACUUCAGAAAUUAAUCAGUAUUUAAGAAAAUAAACCAGAUAAAACAAAGCAA
Molecule: messenger RNA, 2128 nt
Organism: Oryzias melastigma (Indian medaka)
Lineage: Eukaryota; Metazoa; Chordata; Actinopteri; Beloniformes; Adrianichthyidae
Gene: jun
Product: Jun proto-oncogene, AP-1 transcription factor subunit
Exons: 1
Coding region: 579-1544 (321 amino acids)
Biological process (GO): regulation of cell cycle; regulation of cell population proliferation; regulation of transcription by RNA polymerase II
Cellular component (GO): transcription regulator complex
Molecular function (GO): transcription factor binding; DNA-binding transcription factor activity, RNA polymerase II-specific; RNA polymerase II cis-regulatory region sequence-specific DNA binding
Source: RefSeq, a predicted model, not a curated record